AUGGCGUUGCGGGCGGCCCGGCCGCGGUUCGGGCCGCUGCAAUUGGCGCUGGCGGCGGCGGGGACAGCGGCGACGGCGCUGGACGUGUUCGCCGACGGGUGGGUGGCGGCCGGGUACGCGCGGGGCGGGCAGCCAGGCUGGGCCGUGCUGGUGCUGGUGCUGCUGGCCGCCGCCUCGCUGGCUACCCAGGCCUGCAGCUGGCUCUGGCUGCGCUCCGACCCUCCCGCCCUGCGCCCCGACUUGCCGCCGUGGCUGCUCGCCGCCCUUCACCUCCUCCAACUCGGCUUCCUCUUCAGGUGCCUCCACGCUCUGAGGGUGGGCUGGAAGGUGUGCAGGGCAAAGACAGAAGACGAGGAGGAGCAGAGCCACAUGGCCUUCCUCUCGCACGACAUCAGCAUGCUGCGCCUCUUCGAGACCUUUUUGGAGAACACCCCACAGCUCACCCUGCUCCUCUAUGUCAUCCUGAGGACAAACAAGGCAGAGCCCUCCCAGUGGCUGGGAAUCUGCACUGCGUUCCUGUGUGUGACCUGGUCUUUAGUGGAUUACCAUCACUGCCUGCGCUCCUUCUUGCAGGACAAGCACGAGCUGGGCAUGGGCUCCUCCAUGGUCUACUUCCUGUGGAACCUCUUCCUCAUCUGCCCUCGUGUCCUGGCCCUGGCCCUCUUCGCCCUGCUCUGGCCCUACGGCCUGGCCGUGCACUUCCCACUGGUCUGGCUGGCGAUGUUCCUCUGGGUCAGCCUGCAGGGCACAGACUUCAUGGAGUCCCCUGGCCCCGAGCAGCUCUACCGGGCCCUGGUGGCCGUCAUCCUCUACUUCAGCUGGUUCAAUGUGUCCCCGGGCAGGACGCUGCAGCGCAGCAUCAUCUACCACAGCUUCCUGCUGGUGGACAGUGCCUUGCUGGCCCUGGCCUGGCUCUGGGGCCGCUCCCCCUCUGAGGACCACUCCUACCUCAUCCCAGUGCUCUCGGCAGCGCUGCCCUGCUACCUGCUGGGGCUGGCACUGAGAGUGGCCUACUACCGGGGGCUGCACCCCAACGUGUGGGCACAGCAAGCAGCUGGCUACGAUGAGGUGGAUGCCAGGAGGGGCUGUGGGGCUGUGAACAGGCGAAUGCAGUGCCUGGCCCAGGCCCAGUUUCCCAGGGGCUGGCCAGCAGCACAGCGCUUCCUGAACGGGGCCACUGAGUCUGCUGUCUGAGGCUGCCUCUGAUGUGGC
Molecule: messenger RNA, 1212 nt
Organism: Indicator indicator
Lineage: Eukaryota; Metazoa; Chordata; Aves; Piciformes; Indicatoridae
Gene: XKR8
Product: XK related 8
Exons: 3
Coding region: 1-1194 (397 amino acids)
Biological process (GO): apoptotic process involved in development; engulfment of apoptotic cell; phosphatidylserine exposure on apoptotic cell surface
Cellular component (GO): plasma membrane
Source: RefSeq, a predicted model, not a curated record